Molecule: messenger RNA, 555 nt
Organism: Staurois parvus
Lineage: Eukaryota; Metazoa; Chordata; Amphibia; Anura; Ranidae
Source: the annotation of a GenBank genome assembly
GAGAGAGCGGGAUAUAGUGAAUGCAGGGUCCGGAUGAGAGCGGAUAUAGUGAAUGCAGGGUCCGGGGGAGAGCGGAUAUAGUGAAUGCAGGGUCCGGGGGGAGAGCGGAUAUAGUGAAUGCAUGGGUCCGGGGAGAGCGGAUGAAGUGAAUGCAGGGUCUGGGGAGAGCUGGGAUAUAGUGAAUGAAGGGUCUGGGGGAGAGAGCAGAUGUAGUGAAUGUGGGGUCCGGGGAGAGCGGGAUAUAGUGAAUGAACUGGGUCUGAGGAGAGCAGAUAUAGUGAAUGUGGGGUCCGGGGAGAGCGGAUAUAGUGAAUGCGGGGUCCGGGGAGAGCGGAUAUAGUGAAUGCAGGGUUUGGGGAGACCGGAUAUAGUGAAUGCAGGGUCCGGGGAGAGCGGAUUUAAUAGUGAAUAUGAAGGGUCCUGGGGAGAGCAGGAUAUAGUGUGAAUGAAGGGUCUGGGGAGACGGAUAUAGUGAAUGAAGGGUCUGGGGAGAGCGGAUAAUAGUGAAUGCAGGGUCCGGGGAGAGAGCGGAUAUAGUGAAUGAAGGGUCCGGGG